Drosophila ananassae is the source of this 1229-nucleotide messenger RNA. RefSeq lists its product as uncharacterized. The transcript has a single exon. Lineage: Eukaryota; Metazoa; Arthropoda; Insecta; Diptera; Drosophilidae. The record is from RefSeq and is a predicted model, not a curated record. Bases 236 to 859 code for a protein of 207 amino acids.
CCCUUUAGGUUUCAAAGUGUCAAAGUUAUGUAAGAGAAAGCAAUCCCCAGGUUUCAAAAUUUUCACAAGCGUUUUGUAAUUUUGUAAAAGUAUUGUAUAAUACAGGUUAGACUUCAGCUUUUUUUUUGUCUUUGAUCAUUCAACCAUUCGGUUUCAAAAUUUCGCAGUUUUUUUGAGGUCAGGAAGCUCCACACAUCCGCUCCACUUUGCAGGAUUUCUUUGCAGGAUCCGCAGCAUGUCCUGGCAAUACGAUAUAUGGCGUCGCAUGGUUCGCCACCUCAGGCGUAAUUAUAACUCCAUAGGACAUGCCGCAAUGACCAUUAUCCUGCUGGUGGCGGCUCUCGAUCAGGCGUACGUGCGGCACGGGUGCGAUCUGCUCUGGUGGCGCAACAUGGUAGUGCAGGAGGACAUCAGCGCCCUGUCCAUUAUGAUAAACAUUGCCGGAGUCAAGCUGGCCAUCAUUUUGGGACUCACCCUGUUCAGCUACGUCCGGCCGGCAGUCAAUAGUCGGCGGUUCCUGCGGCAGAAGGCGGAAGACAUGCCCAUUUCGUAUGUGCGGCGUCGCUACUGCCGCUUCAUCGUGAUGCGCCUGCUGGCGUCCUUGGAAGCCCUGAUCUACAGUCCGCAGGAGGAGUAUGUGCACCGGCACAUGACCUUCUGUGAUGCGGUGAAAGUUUUCCGCUGGGAUGCCCGCAAGCUGUUCGAGCGCAAUGACCUGCAGCUCAGCCUGCCCCUCCACCAGGUCCUCGUGGUCGAAGGCGCAGUCGAGGAGGCUCUCCUCCAGGAGGGCUAUGCCGAGCAGCUGCAGCAUCUCCGCGAGCUGGACAUAUAUCGCAUGGUUUACGAUACCGUGAAUUGAGUCAGGAGCCUAGAGCAAGGAGCAAGGAGUGAGGCGAAAACCACGUGGCGAAAACUUUUUAAUUGGUUCUCGCAAGCGAGAGCGGUGGCGAAGAUGGCGGUGGUGGUGGUGGUGGCUUCGGCUUAUGUUAAUUUUUGCACCACCACCGCCAAACAUGUUAAUUUUGAGGCAUGUGGUGUGCGCCAUGUGAAAGUGAGUCCCCGAGGUGGCAGCCGAAGUGCCUUAAUCAGAUGGAAUGUGUAUGUAUGGAGCUGGUUUCGCGGGAGCCAGGACUUGUGGGUGGAAGGAGCUAACCAAUGUUCGAAGCGAGAGUUUACGAGCAGUUUUAAAUAUAUUAAUAAAAUAUCAUACAAAGCGUUAUCUAAGAAAA